AUGCCUCGGGACAAGCUCGUCGCCUCUGAGAGUGAUGUCAGCCUUGAGAUCCAUGCAGAUGCAGAAUUUGAGGAUGACCUCAGCAAUUACAGCCAGGGCACAGACAGAGAAGUGAAAAGGCGACCCAGGGAGAGGAACACUGCAAGCGCGAGUAAAGAAAGAGAGCACAAGAAAAGGACAAGGAAUGGAGGGAGCAAUGGUAAUACUGGCAGACCGGAGAGUAACACUCGGGGACGAGAGGCAGAGGAGCAUCGUGAUAAGAAACAGGGCCGAAGACGUAGGGAGAAGAAGGACGAAGAGAAAACACCAACGGAGGAAGAGAAUGGAGAGGCGGAUUGUAGGGUGGAUAGAGAGGCUCAGAAGGAAAAAAGGGCGGCGAGGAACGGGAAGACCAAAAAGCAACUGAAAGAGAAAGAAGAGAAAGAGGAGGAGAACAGAAACCAUAGGAGGCACAGGCCCUCUAAAACAGAAGAGGAGAGCAUGAGCAGUCAGAAGAAAGACAAGAAGAAGAAGAAGAAGAAACAGGAGGAUGAGGAGCCAGAGAAGGCAGACAAAGGGCGAAAGAAAAGGAAGAAGAAAGUUGAAACGAGCUCAGAGUCAUCUGAGUCUUCAUCAUCUUCAUCCGAGGACGAUGAUAGCGAUGAAGAGGAGGGAGAGGAGAAGGCGCUGGCGGCGUUAACCCCAGAGGAGCUGGAGAAGCUGAAGGAGGCCGUGGAGGAGAGGAAGAAGCUGAUCGGCACCAUCAGAGCCAAACCCUGGGCCAUGAAGAAGAAGCUACAGAUGCUCAAGGAAUCUCAGGAGUUUGUGGAGAAAUAUGAAGGUGCCCUUGGGAAAGGGAGGGGUCGCAAGCUGUAUGCCUACAAGGUCAUGAUGCAGAAGAAAUGGAUGAAGUUCCAGCGUGACUUUGACAACUUCAAGACAGCAUGCAUACCCUGGGAGAUGAAGAUUAAAGACAUUGAAAGUCAUUUCGGUUCCUCGGUGGCUUCCUACUUCAUCUUCCUCAGGUGGAUGUACGGGGUUAACAUGAUCCUCUUCGGACUCACAUUUGGCCUCGUCAUGGUACCAGAGGCACUCAUGGGGCGACCGUAUGGUAGCCUUCCCAGGAAGACUGUACCCAGGCCAGAUGAGGCGACUGCCAUGGACUUUGCUGUAUUAUGGGAUUUCGGGGGCUAUGCCAAGUACUCCGUGCUGUUCUAUGGCUACUACCAUAACCAGCGCACGAUUGGCUGGCUGAAGUUCCGCAUGCCGCUCUCCUACUUCCUGGUUGGCGUGGGCAUGGUGGCCUACAGCUACAUGGUGGUCAUCAGGACGAUGGCCCGCAAUGCCAAUGAGCAGGGGGGUGGAGAUGACACCAGCUUCAACUUCAGCUGGAAAAUAUUCACCAGCUGGGACUACCUAAUUGGAAACCCAGAGACCGCAGACAACAAGUUUGCCUCCAUCACCACCAGUUUCAAGGAGGCCAUCGUGGAGGAGCAGGAGAGCAGGAAGGAUGAGAACAUCCACCUGACGCGCUUCCUGCGGGUGCUGGCCAACUUCCUGGUUCUCUGCUGCCUGGCAGGAAGUGGCUACCUGAUCUACUUUGUGGUGCGCAGGAGCCAGAAGUUCGCUCUGGAGGGGCUGGAGAACUAUGGCUGGUGGGAGCGGAACGAGGUGAACAUGGUAAUGUCUCUGCUGGGUAUGUUCUGUCCCAUGUUGUUUGACGUCAUCAGUUCUCUUGAGAACUACCACCCGCGUAUUGCCCUCCAGUGGCAGCUGGGCCGCAUCUUCGCCCUGUUCCUAGGCAACCUCUACACCUUCAUCAUCGCCCUCAUGGACGAGAUCAACCUCAAGAGGAAAGAGGAGGAGGUGGUGAAGCACAACAUGACGGUGUGGCAGAACAGCCUGUAUAACGGCACAGCAGGCCACAACACCACCGCAUCCUCCAUCCCUAGUGUAGACCCUGCUGACGUGCCCCGCGGACCCUGCUGGGAGACCAUGGUGGGGCAGGAGUUUGUUCGUCUCAUCAUCUCUGACACCAUGACGACGUACGUGACCCUGCUGAUCGGUGACUUCCUGAGGGCUCUCAUCGUGCGCUUCCUCAACUACUGCUGGUGCUGGGACCUGGAGUACGGCUUUCCGUCCUACUCAGAGUUUGACGUCAGCGGCAAUGUCCUGGGGCUGAUCUUCAACCAGGGAAUGAUCUGGAUGGGUGCCUUCUACGCCCCCUGCCUUCCUGCCCUGAACCUGCUGCGUCUGCAUGUGUCCAUGUAUCUCCAGUGCUGGGCGGUCAUGUGCUGUAACGUUCCCCAGGAGCGCGUCUUCAAGGCCUCGGGCUCCAAUAACUUCUACAUGGCCAUGCUGCUGGUCAUCCUCUUCCUCUCCACCCUGCCCGCCAUCUACACCAUCGUCUCCAUACCCCCCUCCUUCGACUGCGGACCCUUCAGUGGGAAAAGCCGCAUGUUCGACGUGAUCCAGGAGACGCUGGAGACGGACUUCCCCGCCUGGUUUGGGAAGGUGUUCAGCUACGUCUCCAACCCCGGCCUGGUCCUCCCAUUCAUGCUGCUCUUGGUAUUAGCAAUAUACUACCUGAACUCCAUAUCCAAGUCAUACAAGCAGUCCAACCUGGAGCUGAAAAAGAAACUUCAGACUCAAAAUGAAGAAAAUAAAAAGAAGAAUAAGAGGGCUGCCCAGAAGGCAGCUAAUGAGCUGGAGGAGGCCAGACACACGAUGACUCAACAGCAGCAGCCUCAGCAGAGCAACAACAACGCUUCUAAACAGGAUGACAACAGAAGACCAAACAGCAAAACAAGUAAUCAAAACAGACAACAAACAGACAGCAGAACUAGUCACAGAGACUCCAGCAGGCACAGCACCACUACCACCACCACCACCACACACCAACCAAAGACCCAUCAUGGACAGCCAGAGUCCCACAGCAGGUACGUCGACAGACCCCCAGCCCCACGAGGACAGGUCAUGUCAGGCUACCUACCUGGACAUCCGCAUCAUCCUGGAUCUAGAGGGUCAAGGCAGCACAGUUACAGGGAUGAUGGACAAUGGAUGGAUGAGUGAACGUCAUUUCAUGUUAUACAUAUAUAUUAUUUUGUAAGGCAAGAAAGACCUCGCCUGAUUAUCAUCGACUUUCAAAUCUCUUCGAGACUUGGUCUGACCAAACGGCAUUUCCCAAACGGCCUUCCUUGGUUUGCUAAUGAUUGUUUACUUCCCAACAAAGUAGGAGGAGUUCCCGAUUUUGCGGGAGCUCAGAACGUACUUGCAUUGCUCUUGACCUGACUGGUAGCAACGCUGAAGCUGUUGCGUCACUAGGAGGCUAAGAAAGACCCGCACACCGUUGCGCUCCCUCCCUUUUAAUCGUCUUUUAUUUUCGUGACGUUUCGGGCCACCACGGCCAUUCGUCAGACUGACAAACUAUAAAUGGACUAUAAAUAUUCUGGAGCAAUGUCAAAAGCUUUUGUUGUUGAGCCCUUGGUGACAUGGCGGCCUGAAGUACCCGUGCCAUGGAAAGGAGUGGCUUCAUGGCUAUGAAAGUGAAAGCCCAACUGGGAAACUCCAACUCCCAUUGCCAUUGUGACACAGCACACAAGUGAACACUGCACACUGCACACAACGGAAGUGCAUUUAUGUCUCACCCGUGCAAGGGGGCAGCCCUCAAUGCGGCGGGACGGCGCCAUGCUCAGGGUACCUCAGUCAUCGAGGAGGAUGGGGGAGAGCACUGAUUAAUUAUCCCCCCCAACAACCUGGCGGCUCAGGAGUCGAACCGGCAACCUUUGGGCUAUAAGUCUGACACCCUAACCGCUUACCCAUGACUGCCCAUGGACUGAAGACGGAAAAUGUCUCACAUUGUUGAGAGAUAAUCCGUUCUGCUAAGAUUGUAAUUCAUCCAGGUCAUGUUUUUUAAGAUGUUUGUAACUUGACUGAAUGUCUUUUGGGACCUGUCAACGUUUUUGGAUAUCUACUUCGGAGAAGGACAUGGAUAUGGACAAAGCGUGAUGUGUUGAAAAAUCAGAUGGGGGAACAGAGACUUAAGAUUUUAAGAAACAAGAGUGGAGAUGCAGUAAUUGCUUUGAAGGGUCACUAUUCGUUAUCCAGGAUAUUAAAAUCAUUGAGCCAAGGUGGGAGAAAUUACUCCCUACAAAUUGCUCACUAUACUACUACAUGUAGAGGUCUCUAUCACAGAGGCCCAUGGAACUCUUAAUGUGGAUCAAAGUGGUGUAACAAGCUCAACUCAACCAAAGUAAAAAAGCAACUGUGUGCUCAUACGUUAAAAAGUAUACAAAAUAACGACAACAAGACAGCACUCCAAGUUGUGCAUUUUAUUGACCGUCAGACAUUUCCGUCUUAACCUUCCUCACUGUC
Messenger RNA from Engraulis encrasicolus (European anchovy), 4353 nucleotides. RefSeq names its product transmembrane channel-like 1 (gene tmc1). The transcript has 21 exons. The coding region runs from base 1 to 3051 and encodes 1016 amino acids. The record is from RefSeq and is a predicted model, not a curated record. Lineage: Eukaryota; Metazoa; Chordata; Actinopteri; Clupeiformes; Engraulidae. Gene Ontology annotation, biological process: detection of mechanical stimulus involved in sensory perception of sound; vestibular reflex. Gene Ontology annotation, molecular function: mechanosensitive monoatomic ion channel activity. Gene Ontology annotation, cellular component: plasma membrane.